AUGGCAUUAUAUGGUCCUUUGCUUUAUGCAUGGUUACCAUUGCUGGUAUUCUUGUUACAAGCAUUUCACGGUGGAUCUGCACACAGUUCCUGCAGUGAAAACAAUGGUGGAUGUGACCAAAACGCUCUUUGUUCAGACGACCCAACUACAGGCGCAAUGAAGUGCACCUGUAAAACUGGUUAUACCAACACUGGUUGUGAUGACAAAGUUGUCUGCACAGAUAGUUGCACUGUCAACAAUGGAGAUUGUCAUUCAAACGCCGAUUGCUCGCAUGAUGCUACGACAAAUGCAGUGCAAUGCAUUUGUAAUACCGGCUAUACCAACACAGGUAGCGGCUCCACCGUUGUCUGCACAGAUAGUUGCACUGUCAACAACGGAGCUUGUGAUCCGAACGCCUUCUGCUCACAUGAUGCUAAGAAAAAUGCCGUAAAAUGUACCUGUAAAGCUGGAUAUACGAACACUGGUAGCGCCGACAAUGUUGUCUGCGCAGAGAGUUGCCCCGCCGACAAUGGCGCUGAUGACCCAAACGCCAUUUGCUCAAGUGAUGCUGGCAACGAUCAAAGGAAGUGCACCUGCAAAGCUGGUUACACCAACAUUGGUUGCCAUCGCCGAGUUGUCUGCCGAGGUACGAUGAUUUCCGAUAAGAUAGAUGCAUUCCCUCCUCAUCUCCAUACUUCAGACAGUUGCACUGCCAACCACGGAGGCUGUGAUGCAAACGCCGAUUGCUCACACGACGCUACCACGAAUGCAGUAGUAUGCACCUGUAAAACCGGUUAUACCAACACAGGUAACGCGUCCAAUGUUGUCUGCACAGAUAGUUGCACAGUCAGCAAUGGAGGCUGUCAUCGAAACGCCGUUUGCUCCCAUGAUGCUAAGACAAAUGCUGUAGUAUGCACCUGUAAAACUGGUUAUACCAACACUGGUAGCGGAUCGAAUGUUGUCUGCACAGACAGUUCCUCAGAAAGCAAUGAGGCUUGUGGUCGACACGCAGUUCGCUCACGUGAUCCUGAGACAAAUGCAGUAGUAUGCACCUGUAAAACAGGUUAUACCAACACUGGUAGAGGAUCCGACGUUGUCUGCACAGGUAGUGGAUCCAACGUGGUCUGCACAGAAAGCAAUGACGCUUGUGGUCGAAACGCCGUUCGCUCACGUGAUCCUAAGACAAAUGCAGUAGUAUGCACCUGUAAAACUGGUUAUACCAACACAGGUACUGGAUCCAACAUUGUGUGCACAGACAGUUGCACAGUCAGGAAUGGAGCUUGUGAUCGAAACGCCGUUUGCUCCCAUGAUGCUAAGACAAAUGCAGUAGUAUGCACCUGUAAAACUGGUUAUACCAACACAGGUAGUGGAUCCAACAUGGUAUGCAGAGACAGUUGCGCUGUCAACAAUGGAGGCUGUGAUGCAAACGCCGUUUGCUCACAUGAUGCUAAGACCAAUGCAGUAGUAUGCACCUGUAAAACUGGUUAUACCAACACAGGUAGUGGAUCCAACGUGGUCUGCACAGGUAUGGCAAUUUAA
This is a messenger RNA of Rotaria socialis, 1518 nucleotides long. The record is from the annotation of a GenBank genome assembly. Lineage: Eukaryota; Metazoa; Rotifera; Eurotatoria; Philodinida; Philodinidae.